Messenger RNA from Tuber melanosporum (Perigord truffle), 1341 nucleotides. RefSeq lists its product as uncharacterized. Gene Ontology annotation, cellular component: GINS complex. The record is from RefSeq and is a predicted model, not a curated record. The transcript is spliced from 3 exons. NCBI's taxonomy places the organism in Eukaryota, Fungi, Ascomycota, Pezizomycetes, Pezizales, Tuberaceae. Gene Ontology annotation, biological process: double-strand break repair via break-induced replication; DNA-templated DNA replication. Bases 171 to 830 code for a protein of 219 amino acids.
CAAUUUUCUUUCCAACCCCGCAGCUCAAAGUUAUCCCAAUCCCGUUUUUCCACCGUGCUGCUUCUGCUGCUUCUCAUCUAAACCAGGCACACGACAACCUCCACAAAUCCUCGAUCACAACAUUCCAUCCCAUCUCAUCCCAAAAAAGAAAAAGAAAGAAAAACCCCCGCAUGGACAUCGACGACCUUCUACAAGAAUUGGACGAUAACAAGGUUCUAGGCGGAACGCGAGACAUAAACGACCUCACACAGUCGUGGAUAGCGGAGCGAACGGCCCCGGAGAUCCUGCCCUUUCAAACUGCAUUGCUGGAAAGGUUAAUGGAACGGAUCCGACAGCAGAUUGAAUUGGUAGAGACACAGACAGGAAAUUUGGAUCCGAAGACGAACUUCUGUCUUAUCCUUCUGCAGACGGAAUUGGAGAGGGUAAAGUUUCUUGUCAGAGGUUAUCUUCGGGCGAGGAUACAUAAGAUCGACAAGUAUUCAAUAUACAUCCUAACGACACCUUCAAUCCGUGGUAGGCUAUCGCCGCCCGAGCUAUCGUACUUGAAAUCUCACCUUGGACUUCUUAAUUCACACUUUCUGGCAUCCUUUCUCCGCCGAUUUCCUGAACAGUUGCGCCGGCUGGACGAUAAGGCCGGGGGGAUAUCCAUGGUCGAGGAGCCGGACCUUGAUGGUGCCGUGUUCUGCAAGGUAGUCAGAGACAUUGAGGAUAAUAUUGCCCGGAUUCCGGGUACGGAUUCUGAGUUUAAACUCACGAAGGGGGAUGUCUAUGUUGUCCGAUACAGCGCCGUCCGGGAAUUCGUCCUCCGUGGAGAGAUAGAACUGAUAUAAUGGCGAAGCUAUAACGAUGUAUCCCUGCUCUACCUUUUUUCUUUUUUUUUUUUGAGCGUUGGCGUUUUUCUCCCUUCCUUGAGAUGAGUUUUAUCAUGGGUGAGCGGGGAUUGUAUCAUAACUGGCGUUUUAUGGCUUUUUUGAAGGGAAAAUUAGACUCGCUUAUAUGGUGGGUUCUUUGGCUAAUGACAAAGGAGGGAUGUGCGGUACUUUACAUUGCAAUGUGAUAUUAUGAGGUCUGGGGAUACUAUCUUAUUUCUGUUACUUGAAAAUCUGAAUUCCCCUUCUACUGUUGGUCAAGGUUGUGGCUAGCAGUCACAAUUCCUGGUUGCUCACUUUCUCACAACCUUGGACACUUGGGAGGAGUGCCUGGCAGUUCAAGAUGACUUUAUAGCUUAGCAUGACUUUAUAGCUUACCAUUGUAAUGUUGUAACUUAACAUAACUUCGUGGCUUCUGAUAGCAAUUUUGUAGCUCAAUUCAAUCUUGUAGUUUAAUUACAGUAUUUUUACU